CAGUACUGGACAUUAUGGUAAACGCUUCUUUCCUGCACAAAAGACAAUUUCGCAACUUCUGUCCGGUUUCUACAAAUUCUGGCCGCGAUAAACCAUUUGACUUGUUUUUGAUCCUUGUACAAUUACUUAAUGCAUCAAGGGGGGCAUUUCAUGUUCUACGAGCUCUUGUUUCAUUUCAGAAAUUCGUGAAACAUUUUCAGUUCAUAAGUUAAAGAAUUGGACAGAAAGCUGUGAUAGCUAAAGGUUGAAAUUAAAAUUUUGUUUAAGUUUUGCAUGUAAAUAGGCAUGAAGUCAUCAUGAAGUGGUCUCACAGUUUACAUUUCUAAAGUCUGGCUAUUUUUUUGGUCAAAAUUAUGCCCCAUUUUAACCCAGAAAUUAUGAAAAUUUUGCAUAAUUAUAAGCAGGUUUCUCAGAAGCUUCUGUACCACAAUGUUUUCAAACUGCACACAUGUCUUUGACAUCAUGAGGGGAUCGCACAUGGCACUAUUUCUCUGGCUUUUAUUUUAGCAAGAAUAUGCCCCUGUUUUAACAUAAGAGAUCCUGGUGAAAGUUUUGUAUGUAAAGCAGGUUCUUCAGGAACUUUUAGACAGGGUGAUUUCAAACACUCCACAAGUUUUCUGCAUUAUGAAAUGACCAAGUGCUCUAUUAAACCAGGUUCCAUAACUUGCAGUUUUUACAGAAAUUUUGCCCCUUUUUCAACUUACAGAAUUUUGGUAAAGCCAGUAGUUUCACAUAAUAGUUGAGCAUGCUUUCAUUUCUUCUUCCUUUUUGAAUCAGAAGCCUUUAUACAAAACACUUGAACGUUGUUAUCUUAUUUUGAUUUAUUGAAUGUCACUGGGUCCUUGGAAACCAUGCAAGAGAUUCCCAACUAAACCAGUCAUAUUUGAAUUACUAUCACCAUGGAUGUUUAAAUUCUUUAGAUAUAAUGUCAGGGCUAAGUCUAGAUCUUGCAUAUUUUAUAUUUUCUCAGCAUGAAAAUUAGGAAAAGAAUACUGGUUGGUCCAUUGUCUCAUAAUUAUCAUUAAUAUUGAAUAUUUGCUUCUGUGACCAAUAUUAAAUUUUGUGCUUAUUAAGUUGAUAUAUCAGUGAAAGAUUUCACUGAAAAUUUAGUCAUAUUUAAAUCAGUUUGGCAAAUUUUAUUUGGGGACAUUGGCAAUUAGCAGAGUAUACUGAAACAAGGUCAGGUUGUUUUUUUUUUCCCCCUUCAUAAUAGGGGCCUUUAACUCAGAAAAUUUCUUUUAAAUCAUGCAGUUUUCCCCAAACAUUGACUUUACAUCAGGUUUUUAAUUCCCCUUUGCCCAAAUACCGAGCUAUAUUCUUCCCCAAAUCACAGGCCUGGGCCCCUUCCCGGCUCCUGGUAAAAAAAACCCCUGAAAUUUAGGCUGUUAUUUUAUUUCUGACCAUUUUUCUCUGCUGUCUAUGUUUAACUGAGAGAGUUAAUUAAGGGGAGCAACUACGUAAAGCUUUACUGUAAUCCUGUAUGUUGUAAGGUAGAUAGAUUCCUAAUGUAUGAAUCAUGAACAAGAGUUUUUAUCUGGCCAAAUGAUCUUACUUUGCUCUAAAUACUGUGUCAAUAAUUUGUAAGCGAACCUUUUGAUCGGAUUAUCCCAGUAGAUACUAGAAUGGGAAAAUGGUGGCCACCAUACUGGAAAAAAAGACAGUUGCAAAGAAAAUUUGUGAUACUGACACAGGGUAUGAUUUGAAAUAAAUGAAGUAGUGAGUCUCUCUGAACCAUGGAUGAAGUUGACUCAGGUGGUCCUUCAUUGAUGUUUAGUCAUCAAGAACAGGACCUUUGGUCUCAGAAGCCAGACACAGUUGAAACACCAUCAUCUGACCUGAAUCCAAGUCUUCCUGGACCAGGUUUUGUGACACAUCCAAGUUUUACCUGCAGCUCAUCAGUCGACUGUGGCUUCCCUUCAUUACAAACAUCACUUACAGCAUCUAUUGACUCGGGAUAUCCAUCAUUACAGACAUCAGCUGUGUCAUUAGAAAGUAGUUUCUCAUCUUUUCAAAGAUCUUCAAGCUUUAGUCUUAGUUUUAAUGAGAAGUCGGCAGCAGAGUCAUUUGGCAGCUACAUGUUGUCACCUGACGAAGGUUACGAUGAUGUGGAUUCUGCUGUGGAUUCUGCCCCGAAAUUCAGUUAUUUUCCAUCUGGAGAUACAGCAUUCAUUCAUUCAAAACUGCAGCACACUGGGAAUUGGCCUUCCUAUUGUGAGCAGGUAGUCUUCGACAGCAGUCCAGACAGGAGCAGUCAUUAUGCAGAAUCUGUCUCAGGGAGCAGUUAUUACACCACACAACCGGAUGAACCUCAUGUUGAUAAUUCAGCAGGAUACUUAACUUUGAAACCAGCUGAACUUGCAUUGUUACUCAAAGCUGGACUGGAAAAGUAUUUGUUAAUAGAUAGCCGUUCCUUCCUGGAGUUCAACACUAGUCAUAUUCAACAGUCGGCAAAUGUUUGCUGCUCAAAGCUUGUUAAAAGACGCCUCCAGAGGGAUAAGAUAAAUAUUAAAGACUUCCUGAUGCAAACCUGCCAUAUUGACAUUGAUGAGUUUAUGGAUGUGAUUGUCUACGACCAGUGUACAGAAAACUGUGAUCGACUCACAGAGGACAAUUUUCUCUUUGUCUUACUGAAUAAACUCUCAUGCACAUUCAACAGGGUAGCGCUUCUCAAAGGAGGAUUUCUGGCUUUCCAAGCCAUGUAUCCGUCCCUUUGUGAGAGCAAGACAAAUAAUUACAGAUGUGCAGCCCUGACGUCCCUCUCCCAGCCCUGUCUACCAGUGAGCAAUGUUGGGCCAACAAGAAUUCUGCCAUUCUUGUAUCUGGGCUCACAUCAAGAUGCUCUAUCUUCAGAUAUUGUAAAGGUGAACGAGAUAACUUACAUUCUGAAUGUAAGUACAACUUGCAUCAAACCAGGAAAUAUAUCGGACGGACAUUUUUUGCGCAUUCCAGUGAACGACAAUUACAGUGCCAAACUUAUACCAUACUUUGAGCAGGCAUUCCAGUUUCUAGAUAAAGUACGAGAAGCAAAUGGAUGUUGUUUGGUGCACUGUUUGGCAGGGAUUUCCCGAUCUCCAACAUUGGCCAUCGCUUACAUCAUGAAAUACUUGAAUAUGUCCUCUGAUGAUGCUUAUAGAUACGUGAAGGACAAACGACCAACAAUUUCUCCUAAUUUUAACUUCCUCGGGCAGUUGCUAGAUUUUGAGAAACAGUUGAAACAAGAGAAAGGUCUAAACACCAGUAGCAGCAGCGAUAGCAUCUGUAGUGACAAGUUUGAUGCAUCUUCAAAACUUGCAGACUUUAACAGCACACGCAAUUCAAUGACGACAUCCUGUCCCAGCAUAUCAUGGGAACAGCCGUCGUCAGAAUUCAGUCCCCCGACAAUUGUCUCAAGGAAAUUACAUUUUCAAAGUUCUGAAACACAAAUAUCUCAGGGUUCAUCAAAACAUGGUGAGGAUGGUAAAUCAGUGACUUCAGAAGACAAUAUAGAACAAAAUAUAGGAAAAGGUAAACAUAGACGAGAAAGUUUACCAUUGACAAAAUCACCAGUGAAACAUUUUUUCAAAAGUCAAAGUCUGAAGAUUAAUCCAGCAGUUUCUGUUGAAACACAUACUGCGAGACCAAACAUGCUGAAUCUUGGUAUUGACACAAGCAGACGCCUGCCAGUUUCUCUAAGCUUUGGCCAUGAAUCAAGUGUACUGCAAGCAUCGAAAGCAUUAUCAGAUAUCAAAGAGGCAUCAGAAACACCAUCUCCGAUUGUGAAUUCAGAAUCACAGGGGUAUAUUAACUCUACCUCAAGGAAACACACAAGUACCAACAAUGCACCUCCAUUGUUUACCAACAAUGCACCGCCAUUGUUAUCGCCAUUUCCGUGUGGUGAAACAACGAUACCGGUGCAUUCUAUGACAGAGGACCAGAAUUACGUACCUUAUUCAGGGAAUAUACAAAGACAUACAAAUAGCACAACAGAUUUUGAGUAUUCAAGUGUUGUGACAUCAGAAAAAUCAAAACAUUGUGAAAGUGAGCAAGUUCUUUCUAGUCCCUCUGAAUCAAAAUCAUUGACUGACCUUGUAACUCCUAUGACCCCAGACACACCAAGUGCCACUUUACCCUUUUCUUUCUCAGGACCAUUUAUAAAAGCAGGUGGUAAGAGACCGUUACGUAGUUCUUUAUCGUUAUCGUUGUCACCAGUAGCACCUCAUACACGUGAAAACUCAUCUACAAAAACUGAUGAAGCUUGCUCUGCAAUGAGCUUUGCACCAUCUGCUUGUAAAAUUGAACGGAAGUUACGUGCAAAAUCUCAUGAACCAGAAUCCUCCAACAGGUCAAACAUUCCAACCUUUGCACAUCCAGCAACGUCAUGCACUUCACCAGGUUCAGUGACAAUGUCGCACAAAGUGAAAUUAAAAUCAUUCAAUUUAUCAGCAUCGUUGCCUCUGUCUUUAGCAGCACAGUCUCCCACCACAUCCCUAGCCAGGCUCCAUUUUGGUAGUGCUGAAAAUAGUGAUAGUGAAAACGAGUCAGCGAAAAUGGACACAUCAGAUAUCUCACAGUGUUCAUUGCCCUCCAGAGGGCAGUUAAAGCUUGGUUUUAAGUCCUUAAAUGAAAGUUUGGAAAAACUGAGUAGCUUUCCUUCUACCUCUCUUGACAAACUGAACUUUACCCCAUGCUUUUCAAGCUCAAAUGAAAACUUGAAUUCAAGUUCCACAACUCCACGAACAAGUGGUGUGAAACGACCUUUGAAUAAUGAUGUUCAUAAUUUGAAAGAAACAGAUAUAAUGUCGCCUGGAUCACGAGGCAGUAGUAUUAACUCGAGUAGUAGUAGUUCAGUGUCAUCACCUACAAAUAACCAAACAAAGGUUGUAGUUAAAAAACGUGAAGGACGUGCAAAAAGGCCUAUGGUAAGGCCAAACAGUAUUGCCUUUUCAACGUAUCCCACUUUUGACCUUGGGUCGGAUUGUCAGGAUUCUCCAAAUUCUGCAAGCAGUUCUGCCUCUCAGGACGACACGUCAGAAUUGUACACACAAAAUGGGAAAAAGUCAAAACCUUCAGAAUACAUGACUGAUGUAAGGUUCCGACUUGGACGAUAUUCAGAGCGGGAAGUGUACAGGCAGAUAACGGCUGCAAUGGAAGCUGCGAUGAUGAAAUCGCAGUCAUUUGAUGCCAGUCGUAAAUCACGUAGCUUAGAUGAUAUACUAAGUUCAGAGGAUGAUAGUUCUGCACCAAAUUGUGAGUUUUCACACUUUGAACGUGUUUUACGUCGUUGUGGUUUGAAUCGUGAUAGAUUUGCCUCCCCUCCUUUGUUGUUAGAAAAACUUGCAUGUGGCACGGAUAUUUCCGAGCACUAUCAUUCGAGCAGCAGUUUGUCCUCAACAAGUAGUCAUACAUCGCUUCAUGGUAGUAUGGAGCUUAUUCAAGUUUCUUGACACAAAUUAUCUGAAAAUUCUUACCUAUUAUCUGUACAUAGUAUUUAAAAAAAAUUUGGACGUCCGUGCAAUUUUAUUUGUAAAAGUAUGUUAACUACGAUUUUACUGGCAUUUCUUGGAAUCAUUUGAGAAUUUACACCUUGUAGCUAAAAAGUGACUUUAAUGUUGGAUUGACUGCUGUUUGUUUUUGUUGUUUUCAUUUUUGAGUUUUGUUAUUGUUAUUAUUUGUUAGAUAUUUACUAAACAUAACUUGAAUUCUUUGCUUCGCUGUGAAGCUGCUUUAUUUAUGUUUUUGUUUUUGUGCACAAGUUAAUAAUUAUUGAUUUUAAGCAAGUAUCCUGGGUUUUGCUGUAGAAUAUUUUAAAGGUCAUAUUUUCUAUUUCAUUGAUCUUAAGAAAAUCUAACAGAAAGAGAAACAAACUAUGAUGAUAAUAAUUAAGUUAUCCAAAGACAAUGUUGAGACAAUUUUUAGAAGGUAACCAUUUUCUUCUAAGAUAAAUAAUGAACGUUUGUUACAGACAAGCAACAGAGACAGUAUUGUCAUGAGUUUUACUGUUGUAACAAGUUAGCGUUGUAGUCAAUGUAAUCUGCUGAACACAACCUGCUUUUAUGGUGAAGAUAAUUGAAUGAUCUUAAAAUAAGACUUACAGUCUAGACUGCUUUAGUGACCUCUUCUUUUUUUCAGCCACUCCCAGCAUUGUAGGACAUGAAUUCUAUCCCCACAGUCCCCUUAGUAUACCCGUAUGCAGUUAAUUUGUUUUAUAGGGACUUCCAAGUCCCCGGCUCAAAAUGUUUUCUAUCCAAUUUAUUAACCUAGAGCUGUCUUUCCUUAUCUGUUGUUGAAUGGUACCAUGAUUUCUCAUGAUAAGAAUAAAUGGUAAGAUAAAAAUUAAAAUGACACAAAUCAAAGCUUCUUGCGUGAUAUCAAAUAAAAAGAGAAACUGUUAGAGUAUUUAAACAGGAAAUGAAAACAAAGAUGAUAAUAAAAAAAAAAUAUUGUUCAGGCAAACAGAACAUAAUGUUAUCAAACUAUUGUAUGCACUUGGAUCAUAAUAAGUUAAGCUCUCUUUGAAUAAGUUGAUCAUUUCCUGGUUAGUUUAUUGCAGUGCCAUUGUUAUUUCUAUGAAAAAAAAAGAAGUUUAAACAACAAUGAAAUAUUCUAGAAAUUUUAGUUGAAUAUCUUUCUUAACCUUUAUCUGUUUUGAUUGGGACUGUUUUAUAUGAACACUUUUUCUAGUGGCUCACCUGUAUUGUCACUAAAAACAGUCUAGACUGUACUUGCUGUUUUUGACAAAGUGAACUUUGUUGCGUUAAAGAUUUUGAUGACAACAUUUUCAUGAUUAUUAGUUAUAUAUCAGUAUGUGCUAAGUCCCUUGGUACCUAAACUUCCAUGUAUUUAUACAGUUUUCAGAUAGGCGCAAGUAUUCACCUUAAGAAAAGCUCAAAAGUUAAUGUUACAUUUAAAAGUUAAAGAUAUAGGUAAUUUUGCUAGUGUCCAGUCUAUAACAUUUUAUGCAUUAUUAAAAUGCCUAAUGGCACAAAUAUUUACAACCACAAGACGAUGCUAUUGCUAUUUUACAUAGCACAGCUGAACUUAGAGCUUAAAGCUUACCUGAGCCAAAGGAUAUUCAACAAACUUGGUCAGAAGCAUCUGUGCAUGGACCUCACACAAGUUUGUUCAGAUGGUUCUGCUUAGGGGCUGCCAGAGCUAAAAAUAGAAAAAAAGACAAAAGAUAACUUUAUCUAAUGGACCACUUGAUUGAUGCUUACCCAUGUUGAUCAGAAGCAAGGUUAAAAUGAGGUGGUAAGGUGAGAGACUUCUGGCGAAAUUAUGUAAAAUCCAAAGUAAGCUAUAAACGAUUUCUUUAGAUGGACCUUUCAUAGGUUUGUUAAAAAUACUUCACUUGCACCUGUUGUUUUUUAUGCCCCCGAAUGGAGGCAUAUAGUUUUUGAACCGUCUGUCGGUCUGUCAGUCUGUCUGUCGAUCUGUCAGUCUGUCCGCAAUUUUUGUGUCCGGUCCAUAUCUUUGUCAUCGAUGGAUGGAUUUUCAAAUAACUUGGCAUGAAUGUGUACCACAGUAAGACAACGUGUCGCGCGCAAGACCCAGGUCCAUAGCUCAAAGGUCAAGGUCACUCUUAGACAUUAAAGGAUAGUGCAUUGAUGGGCGUGUCCGGUCCAUAUCUUUGUCAUCGAUGGAUGGAUUUUCAAAUAACUUGGCGUGAAUGUGUACCACAGUAAGACGAUGUGUCGCGCGAAAGACCCAGGUCCGUAGCUCAAAGGUCAAGGUCACACUUAGACGUUAAAGGAUUGUGCAUUGAUGGGCGUGUCCGGUCCAUAUCUUUGUCAUCGAUGGAUGGAUUUUCAAAUAACUUGGCAUAAAUGUGUACCACAGUAAGAUGACGUGUCGCACGCAAGACCCAGGUCCGUAGCUCAAAGGUCAAGGUCACACUUAGACUUUAAAAGAUAGUGCAUUGAUGGGCGUGUUCGGUCCAUAUCUUUGUCAUCGAUGGAUGGAUUUUCAAAUAACUUGGCAUGAAUGUGUACCACAGUAAGACGACGUGUCGCACGCAAGACCCAGGUCGGUAGCUCAAAGGUCAAGGUCACACUUAGACGUUAAAGGUCAUUUUUCAUGAUAGUGCAUUGAUAGGCGUGUCCGGUCCAUAUCUUUGUCAUUCAUACAUGGAUUUUAAAAUACCUACGCAUGUCAAUGUGUGACACAGUAAGACGAUGUGUCGUGCGCAAGACCCAGUUCCGUAGGUCAAAGGUCCUAAACUCUAACAUUGGCCAUAUUUAUAUAUUCAUUCAAAGUGCCAUCGGGGGCAUGUGUCAUCCUAUGGAGACAGCUCUUGUUUUUAAUCCGAUUUCACUCACUUGUUGCCCGCGUAUUGAUCAAAUACGCAUUAAGGGCUUGAAAGUUUGUGUUGUGCUUAUCUCCAAAAGUAGAUCUAUUUGACCUAGAGUCAUGUACUUUUAUGGUAGUGGUGAUGUUGUACAUCUGUGUAAAUGUUUUUGACUCCUCUCUACAGGUAUUUGUAUUUUAACUGAAGUUUGUGCCUUUUUUUCAUUGAAAAUAUCAUCAUCGAGGCGCAGUUUUACAGUUUUCUUAACAAAGAAGAUGAUAUGUUAAAUUUAUUUAAGUCUUGAAAUGUCAGCAAGUAACAUAUGAUAUUCAGUGACAGUAUGGGGUACUGGGUCUUAUGGGUACAAUCUCAUUCUCAAAUGAUUGUGCUUGAUCUCAUUUUGGCUAAUAAUAGAAAAACUUGUUCUCGUGAACUACUUGACACAUCUUUCACCAAACUUGAUCUGUAGUAAGGUGGAAAAGUCAAGGCCCUACUCAGGUUGGAUUCAUUUGUGCCUCUUGUUUAUCAAAACAUAAUGUUAUUUGCAAUUGAAUAUGUUGUACAAAUGCUGAGCACAGUUUUGUGGCUAGGUCCAUGUCCUGUUACAACACAUGAUUUAUGAAAUGAAACAUUUCUUACUAAUUAACAUUAAUAGAGCCACACAUCAGCUGAGGGCUCAGAGCGAAACUACUGUAAAUAUAUAUAUCAGUAAAGAACAAGAUGUAUUAGUUUCGUGCUGAGCACACAUCUUUUAAAGUUACUUGUUCAUAGGGAAGGAAUGAAAUUUUUAUUUUUUAUAUAGUAUUUUAGAGGAACUUAUUAGAAAUAAAAUUUAUAUCUAGUAUUGAAAAAUAGUAGAAGAAGAAAUAGAAGUCAUGAAUAUUUGUGAAAACCAAUCCUUUCCAAAGUUUUUCAGUAAUCUUGUACAAAAGGCAACUUUCACAAAACAACAAGUUUAAAUUCAAGAGAAAAGAAGUGUGCACAAGUAGCUUUAAAGGAUGGCACUUGUAUGGCAUUUCUUCUUUUUUUUUCGUUUUAUUUCCUUUAAACCAGUAUGGGGUUUACCAAACAUGUUUCUUUUUUUCUCCUCUGUAUCAUAUUUGUUUUACUGUUAAGUAGCAGACAUUUAUUUUUUUAUAUAUUAAAGAAAGAGAACAUGUAUUUGCUUCAUAUACAAACAGACAUGAAGUAGUGGAGAAUUUGUUAAUAUACAAUUGUUACUUUUGAUGUAUUUCUAUUGUGCAAGCACAUGGUCAUGCUACUUUAAACAACUUCUUUGUUUUUCUUUGUUUUUUGUUCCAAAUGACUUGCCAGCUAAACUGGUUCAAGUGCUCACUUUCACUAUGUCAAUGGAUGUAUUUGAUUUAGAUAUUAGACUUUCCAGUUUAGAAUAUUAACAUACAUGGGGUGUCAUUAAGGAGAUGAAUCAGAAUUGCAGUAGGAAGAAGUAUGUCAUUAAUGUAAUCUGUAAUUGAAGCUCAACAAUAAUAUAUGUAAUUGAAGCUUCUGUAAACUUCAAACAAUCUAGAUAUGUAAUUGAAGCUUAUGUAAACUUUAAACAAUCUAGAUAUGUAAUUGAAGCUUAUGUAAACUUUAAACAAUCUAGAUAUGUAAUUGAAGCUUAUGUAAACUUUAAACAAUCUGGAUACGUAAUUGAAGCUUAUGUAAACUUUAAACAAUUAAGAUAUGUAAAUGAAACUUAUAUAAUUUUUAAACAUUAAUUGAAACAGUUUAAAUAUGAACUCAUAUAAACCUCAGUAAUUGGAGCUCAUAUAAACUUCAAACAAUAUAAAUAUUUAAUUGAAGCUCAUAUGAACUUUAAACAAUUUAAAUCUGUAAUUGAAACAGUUUGAAUCUGUUACUGGAGCUUAUAUAAAUUUUAUAACCAUUUUAACAUUUAAUUGAAGCUCAUGUAAACAUUAAACAAUUCAUAUCUGUAAUUGAAGCUCGUAGAUUUUAAACAUAUUUAAUCUGUAAUUGAAACUGAUACAAACUUUAAAGUGAAUUUUCUCCUUUUGGCUGUUACUUAUUAACAGACACAUUUUUCAAGUGGUUGCCAUUAGCACUUGUUUCCAUUAGUAGUCUUACACACAACCUUUAUAGUAUUCUCCUAUUGCCUUAAUGUUUUCUGUGCUGCUUUUUUGAUUCAAUAUUUAAGAUAAGUUAAAUUUUUAAAUACAUGUACCAUUGAAAGCAUAACUGAAGAUGUUAUUCCACUUAUUACAACUAUUUCUUAGUUUUUAAGUGAUGUAUUGCCAAAAUUCAUGAUGUAAUCUAAUGUUUACCAGAAUGAAAUUACGCUGUAGGUAUAUUUAAGUCAUUUGAAUUGUAAAUUGAGAAGAAUAUCGUAUAAACCAGUCUUUUUGAUAUAUGAGCCGUGCCAUGGGAAAACCAACAUAGUGGGUUUGCGACCAGCAUGGAUCCAGACCAGCCUGCGCAUCCGCGCAGUCUGGUCAGGAUCCAUGCUGUUCGCUUACGGUUUCUCUAAUUGUAGUAGGCCUUAAAAGCGAACAGCAUGGAUCCUGACCAGACUGCGCGGAAGCGCAGGCUGGUCUGGAUCCAUGCUGGUCGCAAACCCACUAUGUUGGUUUUCUCAUGGCGUGGCUCAUAAUUAUUAUGUGAGUGACAGAGUGAUAGAGUUGACACUUGAAUCAGUUUAGUUGAAAUGGUAACAGUUUUCAGGCAGUUGCCGCUUUGUCCAUCUGUCUGUAUAGAACUUCUAUUUCAUUGUAUAAAGAUCUGUUUUAUGAAUGGGGUUGUAUUGUACCAUAUCAGUUGAAUGUGUAGCAACAGGUGGGAUGCUUAAACAAUAAGAUAGAGCAUUCAUUUACAUACGGUUUUGUUGUCACUGAUAAAAAUUUCUUAAUUGAAUCUUGCUUAGAAGAAAUUUUACAAUAGUGAAGUAUGAUGAGCAUAGUUAUGUUUGAAUUAUUGAUAGAAAAUGCCCUUUGUUACUGACAUUGUUUGUUUCACAUUGCAUGAUUUUCACUUGCUUUCCAGUUCAGUGUUAACAUAAUUUUAAUUGAAGUUUUCUGUUUGAUUUAACCCUUACCCUGCUAAAUUUCUGUAAUGAACUUGUCCAUCUUUUAAUUUGGACAGUACCAUUAACUGUUAAAAGGGGUGCUUUCCAAAAAGAUACUGACUGAAUGGAGAACAGUGCAGACCAUGAUCAGACUGCACGGAUGUGCAGGCUGAUAUUGGUCUGCACUGGUCGCAAAGGCAGAAUCACUUGCUGCCAACAGGCUAAGGGUUAAUUAAAGAUUGAAAUUGUGAUGUUAGAUAAAUAAACAUCAGAUGAUAAAGCCGUUUUAUGAUAAAACAACCUUUUUUAAAAACUGUUUGAUGAUGAAAACAAAAUUCAUUAAAAUAAUGUAGCUGAAGUUUAGAAAACCCUACUCAUUCUUCUGUGAUACCAAAAGUGGACACAUUAAAUUUUGUAGAGUUUGUUUUUAUGUGUGCUAUAUUGUAAGUCUUUGCAGAUUCAGUUUCAAUCAAGAUCACUGUGUGAAAUAAGGGUUGAAAGGGAGAAUUUUGGGGAGUGCUCUACUCUCUGCUCUGUAAUUUGUUUGUAUAUUGCUUCCAUCUUUAGUUCACAGACAUUAAAAUUCAGUGUUGUAAGUUUU
Molecule: messenger RNA, 11886 nt
Organism: Mercenaria mercenaria
Lineage: Eukaryota; Metazoa; Mollusca; Bivalvia; Venerida; Veneridae
Exons: 8
Coding region: 1734-5423 (1229 amino acids)
Biological process (GO): protein dephosphorylation; negative regulation of MAPK cascade
Cellular component (GO): cytoplasm
Molecular function (GO): MAP kinase tyrosine/serine/threonine phosphatase activity; protein tyrosine/threonine phosphatase activity
Source: RefSeq, a predicted model, not a curated record